Colletotrichum siamense is the source of this 1902-nucleotide messenger RNA. It is a transcript of the gene ksg1-1, whose product is annotated as Serine/threonine-protein kinase ksg1. Lineage: Eukaryota; Fungi; Ascomycota; Sordariomycetes; Glomerellales; Glomerellaceae. Gene Ontology annotation, biological process: peptidyl-serine phosphorylation; peptidyl-threonine phosphorylation. The record is from RefSeq and is a predicted model, not a curated record. Gene Ontology annotation, molecular function: ATP binding; protein serine/threonine kinase activity. The transcript is spliced from 2 exons. The coding region runs from base 1 to 1902 and encodes 633 amino acids.
AUGUCAGACAGCUCACCACAAGGCAGGAUAUUCGCAGCGACCGUCCAAACGACGUACGAACAGAGUGAGGGACCGAGAUCAGAACCACAAGGUAACCUGGAGAACGAGGACUCUGAGCUGGAAGAUGACGACUCAGAGCGUGUAUCACCACCAUGGAUUCCAUUAUCCGAGGUCAAACACGUGAUAAGCGCAGCAGAAGAUGAGCUGAAGACACUUCAGCUCUCACGAGUUGAUCCCGAUAGAUUGCAAACAUUCAUCAGCAAGGCACAGCGGCUGUGUGCUCUUCUCAUCCAUAUCGACCGCCUACAUUGGAUCGAGGCCUUCUGCGAGCAGAAUUUUGGAGAUGCGAUAUUUCCAGUCAAAAUUGUGCAGAAGAACAAAAACACAUGUACAGUGCGGCGAUUGAAGACCAAAGCAACCUUGUCUGAGGCAUCAGUCGACAUACACAUUGCAAAGCCAGAUGAUAGAACAAUCAUUCAUACGAUUGAAGAUCCCCAUCAGUGGUUUUUCUUCCCUCCCGUAUUUGCGAAAAGCGGCUCUCCCUAUACCUUCGACCCCCGAUGCAGGCUGCCAUUCCUGAAGGAAAUCACCCACAGAGCAACAAAUUUCAGUGCGGUGACUGAACGUGUCAUUCACAAAAGUCACCUGGAUUUUCCGAAGUUCCCAAAUGAUGACCAAAUUGGUACUGUGGUCGAUGAUGAUGGAAAUCCUCAUGUCGCUGUGAAGGAACUUACCUCGGAAAAGUGGUUCGGGCCGCGAUUCAAGGAAGUUGUCAAAAACGAGGAGGCAGUUCUGGUCCACUUUCAAGAGAAAAAGCACGACCACUUCAUCAAGGCCAUUGCCAGAUACACCCAAUCCCGAAAACAUUACUUUGUUUUCCCGUGGGCGAAAGGCGGAAAUCUUCACGACUUCUGGGAGAAGCAACCUAGCUUGAGCGACGACUGCCUCAAUUUCAGUCGCGAAACCUGGAACACCUUCAUCAAAUGGUUCUUUCGGCAAAUUCUUGGUAUUUCUGGCGCCAUGAAGAGCCUUCAUUUCCCGGUCAACAAUCCUGGUGGCUCAUGCCGCCAUGGCGACCUCAAGCCCGAGAACAUACUUUGCUUUUGCGAUGUCGUACCUGGCCCAGGUCAGGUACCAACUAACGUAAAGCUGGUGAUUGCCGACGCAGGGCAUGCGAAAAUCCACGAGAAAGCAACAGAAUUUCGGCCUGACCCGACGAGAACCCCGCGUGGGACACAACGAUAUACUCCUCCAGAGGCUAACAACCCAGGCGAGACCAAGAAGCCCACAUCACGACGAUACGAUAUCUGGUCUCUCGGAUGUAUGUAUCUUGAGUUCCUCGUCUGGAUUCUAUAUGGGUACAAGGGACUACUCGAUUUCUAUAACGACGUUGGUAAUGAGUUCUUUUCCACCACUGGAGCAAACGUUCAAGUGAAAUCUCAAGUUCAGGACUGGAUCGACGCCAUCAAGAUUGAUCCAAGAUGCGCGCCUUUCACAUCAACCGCAGUUGGGAGAUUGGUCCACCUCAUCGAAACCAGGUUAUUAGUCGUCAAUACCGAGGUCGAACCCACAGAGAACACUGAUUUCCAAGAAGUCAUGGAUCUCGGAACGAUGGGAACUGGCCCCAAAUUAAUCAUUCGGCCGCCGACUAUUAAGAUCAACCCUGAGCCGACACUGACAAGAGCUGAUGCAAAAGAGAUGGUAGAAGAGAUGGAAACCAUUGAAGCCGCAGCGGAUAAAGGUUCCAUUGAGUGGAUUAACUGGGAUGGCAUGGAACAAGCAUCCAAACUGGGAACACCGCAAGCAUCCGAUACCCUUCUUUCCGACAAGCAAUUGAAGACAGGCAAACAGCGGCGCCAUAGCUUAUCAGUGGUUUGGAACUUCCUGUCAUUGCACUCAUAG